Molecule: messenger RNA, 3413 nt
Organism: Passer domesticus (house sparrow)
Lineage: Eukaryota; Metazoa; Chordata; Aves; Passeriformes; Passeridae
Exons: 12
Coding region: 1238-1876 (212 amino acids)
Source: RefSeq, a predicted model, not a curated record
UGCUGCGACACCGCGGGGAGAACAGUCCUUGGCUGCUCCGAGAAGCCAAGAGGUGGCCUUUGCUGGCAGCCAGCAGAGCAAGAGUUCCAUCGAAAGGCUGAAUUGGACUUCUAAGACGUGAUCCCACGCUGGGGAAAGUGAUCCCACAGCAAUGUGCAGAGCUACAGCAGUGUAAAACUUGGGCAAGUGACAAGAAAAUUAACCUUACUUCUCUUUUUCUAGAAGCUUCCACAGCUAAGAAUUAUCAGUGACAGAAACAGAAAAUUGAAUAGUUGUCUGAAUUUGACUGAUCUUCCCAAGAUGGUGAACUCAUUUAAAAAUAGUGACUUAAAGGGGUCCUGAUCAAUAAAAAGAGACAGUGAAGGCAAGGCAAUGGAUCUACUUCCACAAGCUUCAUUAGCCAGCAGUGAAUGGGAGAGGACACUCAAGAGUUCCAGACCAAUUUUGAAAACUGUUUCUUUAAAGGUUUCCAGAAAAGUUGUAUUAAAUUGGCUUUUGUUUCCCUGUAGCUCACUGUUGACAGUUCAGAAUGGAUUUCUGGAAAAGAAAAAAAAAAAAAAAGAAACCAACCCACCAAAACUCAGGCCUUUUUAUUAUUCGUCACAUUAAAGUAUUUGGUUCAGUAUAUUGGAUUGCACUACCAGAAUCUGUAUAUUGGGUCAUCCUACUGGGAUAAUUCUGAUUUGUCACUCAUUGUGAAGAGGAUGACAUCUCCGUACCUUUUCUGGGGCAGCUGCAAAAGAAGCCAAAAUCAGCUGGUGUGCCGAGUUCUUUCUAGAUUGCUGAGCAGGAAAAACAAUGAUGAAGGAGGAAUCUUUUCCUAAGCAAAACUACCCCAGAAGCCAAGGAGACCUUCUGGACACCGGAACAGAUAAUUUUCUGACUCCCUUCACCCUCAGGUUAUUUCCUGUUCUCCAGCUGUGAUGAUUUCACUCAGAUUGCCUGCUACAUAUGGGAGAAGCAACAUUUGUCCAUAAUUUGUUUAGAACUGCUUUAGAAAAAAGAAGAGUUGUAUUUAUCAGAAGAAUAAAAGAAAAAGAACGAAGCAGAAAGGAACACUGCUUUUGGCCCAUGGCCUGUAUGUAAUGGUGCAGGGGUGACAAAUGGAGUGUGAGCACCACGGUGUCUACAACCUGGGUUUGAAAUAAUAAGCUUAGCAAGAUGUGAACAUGACCACACACAUCAAAAGGAUGUUCCAAGAUGCUACCCACCUCUUUCUGUGCAUCUGCUUUCCAGGAUGCUAAGCUCAAAAUUACCUGAAUGCAGUGGUCAGAGGGACUGGAGAGCUCAGAAUGGUAGUAAUGAGAUAUGGAGCCCUUUUCUCCUCGGUCACUGGCAUGAAUUUGACCCUGGCCUGAAGCAAAUACAGAGCAUAGGACUUCUGAGCAUGGCAAGAGACCGUGAAGCAGCAGCACAGAGCACCAGUCCUUCACUGCUAAAUAAGAAAGCCAAGAUUCUUUCACAAGCUCAAGAAGCAUAUUGCAGCUUUCCAAUAGAGCGUUGGUUUGAUGUGGCCCCUGCCUUUCCACUGGCUAAUCGAGGUCCACUGGGACUGGAGAUGGGUUCCAAGAGAGAACAAUUGAUUAGAUGCAUAUUUUUUGAAUUAUACAACAGAUCACACCCAGCUGCACAGCUUUUCUCAGAACAGCAGCCAGAGAUUCAGCAAAGUGAGGACAGAAGGUAUGUGCAGUAUCACGGAGAAGCAUGUGGAAUACAAACACAGGAAGGAGACAAGAAAAGCAAAGAUCUGCAUAAUGAUAAUCCUUGCAGACCAUUAAUGGAUAUCACACCAUGUCUGAGAGUCUUGCUCACUGUUGUUUGUAGUUGCUCUUGUCCUGGAUCAGGACCAAUUUUCAAGCACAGUUCUCCCAUGUGAGCAGGCAGUGCAUAUUUUCUAUUCACUACCUUGAUCUGAGCCCACUUAGGAGUUCUCAGUUUGUGCAAAUUCCACUGGCCAUUUUAGCACACCUGAUUCAGUAACGUGUUGGAGCCAUUAUGAAUUCGUCUCAUGCACUUUCAUGUUUCCUGAGUAGUGGAAGUGUAACUGUUGUUUGAAUACCCAGACAUCUAGAACUUUUGCCCUGAAGGCCCCCUCUGUGAAGCAUUUUUCACUCUGCCCUUGUAGUGCCAUGUCCCAGCCUGUCUUCUAACAGCUUUAAUAGAAGCAUUUUUCCAUCACAUCAGCAUUUACCUGAAACACUUCCCAAAUUUUUUUGUAGUGUUUCUUAUUUCUCUCAUCUUAUAGACUAAAUCACUAACUUUGCAUAAAACUUAAGGAUUAUCACCUAGCAAAUUAAGAUCCCUUUUUUUUUCCCCCCAUGAAAUAUAACUCUGUGAUUAUAAAGCUAGACAUUCCUUAGCCACUGUGUCUUGCUGGCUACAAGCUAUAACUUUUACUUGUAUCUGAAAUGAAUACCAGUGUCUUUCAGGGUGCCUCCGCCUGGACUACACAAGUUGGCUCAUUAAUUAGGUUUUCACCCUGUCUGUAUCACUGAGCAAUUAGGCUAUGAAGUGAAAUUUCCACAGGGCCUUUCCUACUUGCAAAUUCUUGUACCCCUUCAGCAGACACAACAUGGCUGCUAUCCUUGGGCUACAAGCAGGAAUUUUUGUAAAAAAAAAGGAAGUUGUAGACAUGCAGCCUUGCUAAAGUUCUUUAUCUAAUCCAAUUUUACAGCUAACACCCACAGCAGUUCCAUAAUCCAUUCAUUCCCCUCCACAGUGAUUUAUUUCAAACUCCUUCCUUUGCUCUGGUCCAGCCAUUCCCAAAGCCGAAGAUUAGCCAAAGCUGCCUUGUCUCCCUAAUUCCAUAGCACAGUAAGAACUUGCUUUAAUUCCUUUUAUGGAGCUCCGAUAUCCCAGUUUAGGCCUUAUUUCCUCACCUGAAGUGUCUACAAACAUGUCACUAAUUUAAGCCAGAACUAAUUUGGCCCUGACAGUUAACAUCUUGCUGCCAAUUUCAAUAAGAGAGGAGAAACAACUGCUGAAAUCAGCUGUCGGUGGUGUAAUCAUGUUUACAAGUAAAGAGGCCAGAAAUGCUCUUUCCUGAGACACAGGUGGCACCAGAUAAAAUGGUGAUGGCAGGCUUCUUUCAAACAUUACCAAAUCCCUGAAGGACUUCACCUAACAGUUUGGCUGCCAGAGAAAAUGUUGACUGGUGCUCUCCUCUUUGCUUUCUCUUCUGCUUCUCCUCUACAGAGAGUCCUUUGUCAAGUAACAGCCAGAUCCUUAACUCAUUAAUGUGUUUCUCUUUACACUUUGUUUCUUAGUGGUAUAAUAUUUUUUUGUAAGAAGUGGGAACAGCAAUUCCUUUCUCCCAAAUUACAGUGUGACAACAGUAUGAAAGUUCUUGUAUGUUUUCUUCUUUGCUGUUCUAAAGAAGUAACUCUAACAUACUCUGAAUGUUUUUCUCUCCC